GUCGUAUCCUAAUAAUGAAGUUCGUACAUAUAUUUUUAAUACUGCAUUUAAACUAUGUUCCAUCAUUGGCUCUAAAUAUAUUGUAUGCACACGAUGUAGCUAGUCCAAGCCAUGAAAUAUGGAAUUAUGAGCUAGCGGCUGCACUAGUGGCAAGGGGACACAACGUAACAAUGUUUAGUCCUCUUCCCAAACCAGGACAAGGUCAAAGGAAUUAUCACACAAUUCAAAUUGAAGGUCUAUUGGAUGGAAUUCAGAAAAAUUUUGAUUUAAAUGAGGUCGUCGAAAACAACGAUUUUGAAAAUCUGUUAUUGUAUUACCAUUGGGGAACUUUCUCAUGCGAAUAUACAUUACAAACCAAAGGGUUUUCAAAACUAUUGUCAUAUCCGAGAGAUUCUUUUGAUUUAAUAUUACUUGAGUACACUCUUAGUCCUUGUUUAUUUUAUUUGAUACAGGCUUUUAAUUAUCCACCAAGCGUAGUAAUAACACCAUUUCUCUUGCCAACAUUUUUAUCUGAAAGAUUUGGAAGUGAUGUUCAGCCUGCUUAUAUAGCUAGUUAUGUAUUAAACUACGAUGGAGAAUUUACAUUUUUCGACCGAUUGCGAAAUUUUCUUUUGUUAAAGAUGGACACUCUACUGCGACAUUUCUAUGUGAAUGAAAAAAUAAAAGAAUUUGCCACUAAAGGAUUCGGGAAAGAUCUAGCACCACUUGAUUCCUUGAUUAAUCAUGUAUCUCUGGUUUUAUGUAAUACCAUACCAGGAUUUCAUCAUGCGCAACCUUUGGCUCCAAAUAUCAUACCUGUAGGGGGAUUACAUGUUACUCCGGGCAAAGAAUUACCUGAAGAAUUUAUAAAUAUUAUGAACAACGCCAAGGAUGGUGUAAUUUUAAUGUCUUUUGGAACAAAUAUACAUUCCGCUAACCUUAAAGAAGACAAAAAGAAAAUUUUCCUUGAAACAUUAGGCCAACUAAAACAAACAGUUCUAUGGAAAUUUGACAAAGAUCUGGAUAACCUUCCCAAAAAUGUUAUUCUAAAGAAGUGGUUGCCGCAAAAAGAAAUUUUAGCCCAUCCUAACCUUAAACUCAUUAUAAGCCACGGAGGAGCCUUAAGUAGCGUUGAAGCGUCUGCCUUAGGGGUUCCUGUCUUAGGAAUACCAUUUCUAUUAGAUCAAAAUGCAAAUAUACACUUGUUAGUAGAAAAGAAAGUUGCCUUAAAAGUAGAUUAUGUCACUAUGACUUCAGAAGUUUUACUAGAUAAAAUUAACCAGCUUUUAAAUAAUCCGGUGUACGCUGAAAAUGCAAAGAUAAUAUCAAAAGUGAUAAACGACCAGCCACAAAAACCUCUUGAAAGAGCUGUUUUUUGGGUCGAAUACGUAGCUAGACAUAAUGGAACUCACUCUUUUGAUCCAGCUUCCAAAUACCUACCCUUUUAUGUUACAUCUUGUCUGGAUAUUUAUUUGUUUAUGUUAGUUGUAUCUGUGAUUGUUUUUUAUUUAUUAAAAAAAUGUUUUAAUUUUGUUAUAAGUACAGUUUUUACUAAAAGACAGUCAAAAAAGUUAAAAAAGAAAUAAAAAAUUUAUAUUAUUAGAGGAU
Molecule: messenger RNA, 1587 nt
Organism: Diabrotica balteata
Lineage: Eukaryota; Metazoa; Arthropoda; Insecta; Coleoptera; Chrysomelidae
Source: the annotation of a GenBank genome assembly